UAAAACAACAUGUCUUCCCCCCAGAACCAAUGAAAAUCCUCGCAUCAUCCUCGUCCAGAUCACCUCCACCACCUCCAGACUGCAACGAUACAUUCCAUUGUGUUUAAUCGAUGUAUCUAACAUCCCCACGAUGCCUGAUAACCAGUCUCCAGGACGCCUAUCCCUGAUAUAUCUCCUACUGAUUCUAUCCCUGGGGAACACAGCGUCGCCCCCAGGAGUCUCCCUGAAGUCUCCCAAGUACGCCGAGAAAACCCUCGCCGAGGAGGAAAUAUGCCAUCCCAUAUCAGGUGUUUCGAGGAACGCCCUCAGGCUCAACAAAGCCCCAAAUUCAGGCCUCAUCAUCACCCCAGCACACGUAUUCGAUAGUUGGACUCAUCGAACCAACGAUUUACGAUGUAGGUUCACGACAAAAGCGCCCAAAGGUGAACAUUUAUUCGCUGUUAUACAGACAAUAUCGUUCAGGCGAAACGACAGUGGCUGCAUUGACUACGUCAAAUUCAAGAGGAAAGGCAAAAAUUCUACCGACGAGUUCUGUGAAAAUUUUGAUAGAAGAACGUUGAGACAUUUGUUGGAGUACUCAGAGGACUACAGCGGCUUUACAAAUAAAAAUUUGUCGUACUCAUUCGGUGAGUUUGAUUCUCAGGGAGAAAUUGAGACCACAAUAUUUGUAUCGAAGGAACCGUUGAAGGAGAAUGAACAUCUGAAUCUGACUAUUGUCUACACACCUGCCAAGGACUGCGAGAAGACUGAUUGGACGCAAUACAGGACAACGGGGUACGACGUCUGCCUCUGGAGGGACUACUUCUGCGAUGGCUACACCAACUGCUUCGCUGGUAUGUGCGUUGAUGAAGAUCCCUGCCCCGACGAGAUAACGAGCAAUGGGACAGGGACAAAAGUGACUAUCGGGGCAGUCACAACAAUUCUCUUGUUAUUCCUUGUCUUCUUGAUGGGCUUGUGGAUAUGCAGGCGACAGAAGAAGUUGUGUUGGUCAUCAGACUGUGCGGGACCCAGUUCUCAGGACAGACCACCUGCAGACAGGGAAUCCGCGGGAUCUAAUCUUCAGGCUGUGGGACUCACCCCGAUGCUUGAAAUUGCAGUUUUGCCUUCACCGUUGGAUAAGGAUCUGCCUCCUAGUUAUGACUCGCUGUUUCCGGAUCAGGCGAAUCGAGCUACUUGAUGGGGGGAUCAAAUGGUGGGUUAUUUAAUGUUUUAAUUAGAUAACGAUUAUGAUUCUUUCCACAUUUGGAGAGUGGAGGUGAAGAAAUUAUUGAUAAUUUUUCGUGGUUAAUUUUCGGAAUUAUGGAUUUUAUUCGUAACUAGCGAAUAAUAUUUCAUUUCUGCUUGACUUGUUUCACAAUUGACGGAAAAUUUUCUUCGUGCAGAGGAAAAUAAAUUUCCUCGAUUCUAUAAAAUUCGUGGAAUUCGUCAGUGACAGUAGAAUUCUAUGGAAAUAUUUUUGCAGAAGACUGUCUAAAAUUCAAAAUUUAAAAUAGUCUGCAAAUAAAUUUAAUUUAUAAAAAUUUGAGAUUGCGAUUGACUUCACAAACUCGAAAGAUGUAGAAAUGUAAACCAAUGUGUUUCAAUUGAUCGACUUCUCGUUCUCGAUAUUUUUCAUAAUUGAAAUAAUGUUUUUCUUAUUAAUUUUUGUUUUUUAUUGAACUCUCGAACAUAUGUCUCAUUUGUUUUUUCAUAUCGAUUAAAUCGAUAACAGGAUCAUUAGUAAUCCAAAUCUAUUCAUCAGAAUCUCAUCAAUUCUCCAUCAAGUUGAAUUCCGAUUAUGUUCAUCAUUUCACUGUCGAUUUUUUGUAACAAAUUACUCUGAAAUUAUAUUUAAAAGGCGAAAAAUUUACUCGAGAGAAUUCGAAAGGCCAUAAAAAAUAUUUCUCAGACUAAAAAAAAUUUGUUUUAGUAUCAUCUGCCUGGUCAAUUUUCCCGCGAAUGUCUGCGAGUAUCACAAUAAAUUCUGCGAUAAAAAUACAUAAUAUUAAUAUGAAAUAAUUCUAACGUGUAAGCACAGAUUACAAAUGCACUAGUUUUUCAAACUGACGAUGAAAUUGAGAUGACGUUUCCAAUUUUUCGAACAUUCCAAAGUACUUUUUCUAUCGUAUAUGACGUAUUUUCCAUUGGUGAACCAAAUUAUAUAUGUGAUACAAUCUGUAACAAUCGUUUUUAAUACAGACUUAGGUUAAUUUUAUAAUAAAUGCAAUACUCAAUAGGAAAAUCUUAAUAAUUAUAAUGAUCAGCAUUUUCAUACUGCAUUGUAGAGUAUCCACAAAGAGUUGAAUGCAAUUUAGUGAUUCUUAGGAGAAAUGAUAAUACAAUUUACGUUAAUCAUUUUUAACUUAAGGAUGAAAUGAUAAAAUGAUGUAGGACUGUUGAAUCCUAGACAUCUUGCCUUUUUAAACGCAAUUAUCCCAAUAAAGCGGCAUUCUGUGAGGACCGGAGUUUCCUCCGAGCAUUUCUCUUUCAUUUUUUAUAUUUAAAAAAAUAAUGAUAAAUGAACAAGUCAUGGACGACUAGAAAAAUCUAACUCAUGAGGUGACUUCGUCAUUUGAUUUUGAGUAAAAAAAAACGGUAUCUGAUAUUUUUUAUCAGUUUUCUUCAUUAAAAAAUUGUUCAACAGCUCAAUUUAACUGAAGGAACAGAAUAAAUUUGACGGAGAAACGCACAAUUACCAAAAUAAUUCGAGUUCGAUAUAUUCCUCUUUAUCUCUUCAUUCUUCAGUACUAAUAUCACAGAUGUUUAUAUUAUUUAUAAUCGGUAAAACGAACAGCGAUACGAAUUUAAACCUAAUACUAAGUGCCAAUAAGUGUAACAACGCUCAUGGGUGUGUGUAAUUAACUGAUUAACGAAUCGCGAGGUUUUUUUUUAACGAAUAAAGCAAUAACAAAAUGAUUCGUCAUUUGUUGUAAAUACAUUUAUAUUUAAAUGCAUUUUAUUACAAACGUGGUAAUUCAAGGUAAUUUGUAGUAGAGUUGAUUAUGUAUUCUUAAGAAAUUGUAAUAAAAAACACAUUUAAUAACAACAA
Molecule: messenger RNA, 3028 nt
Organism: Diachasmimorpha longicaudata
Lineage: Eukaryota; Metazoa; Arthropoda; Insecta; Hymenoptera; Braconidae
Exons: 3
Coding region: 131-1177 (348 amino acids)
Source: RefSeq, a predicted model, not a curated record